AAGCUAACUUCUGGGACAGCAAACCCUAACCCUCGAAACACUUUCCCUUCUAUCACAUAAAUCUGAAAAAAAUCCUUAUUUGGUGGCUGAGUUGAGGUUCAGAGUCUUCAGACUUCAGAGGAGCCAUCACCCAGACUUUGAAAUCUCCGGAGGAAAAUGGCACCGAAAAAGGAGAAGGCUCCGCCUCCAUCAUCCAAGCCUGCCAAAUCUGGCGGAGGGAAACAGAAGAAGAAGAAAUGGAGCAAAGGAAAGCAAAAGGAGAAGGUGAACAACAUGGUCUUGUUCGAUCAGGGAAGCUACGACAAGCUUCUUUCGGAAGUGCCCAAGUACAAGCUAAUUACCCCGUCAAUCCUUUCCGACAGAUUGAGGGUCAAUGGAUCGUUGGCACGUAGAGCCAUCAAGGAUUUGAUGGCACGAGGUUCCAUUAGGAUGAUUUCCUCACACUCUAGCCAGCAGAUUUACACAAGAGCCACCAACACCUAAGAAGGCUCAUGGGUCUCUAUUUACCCAUCCAACUGCCAUCCAACCGUUGGAUGGGUAAGCUACUGUUUUCUUCGAUUGGGGUUCUGCUCCAAUUUUUCACUGAUUACAUUAUCUUAGUUUUUUUCUUUGCCCAGUCAUUUCAGGUACCCUUUUUUAAGUAUUGAGAAUUGCUCCUUAUAUUUUGUUGGUAGUGCCCGCUCUACGUUGGCCUUGAUGUAAUGAUUUUCUCAGUAAAAUUCUAUGAGAUUUUUGCA
Messenger RNA from Macadamia integrifolia, 737 nucleotides. RefSeq names its product 40S ribosomal protein S25-like. Gene Ontology annotation, cellular component: cytosolic small ribosomal subunit. Bases 157 to 483 code for a protein of 108 amino acids. The transcript is spliced from 4 exons. The record is from RefSeq and is a predicted model, not a curated record. Lineage: Eukaryota; Viridiplantae; Streptophyta; Magnoliopsida; Proteales; Proteaceae. Gene Ontology annotation, molecular function: structural constituent of ribosome.